AUUCUUUUUAUGCUGGCGCAGUUGGGAGUAAGACUACAGACUAAAAUUCCGACAAAGCUUCAAGCAACUGUUCACUGUGUCUACACCACUGAGUACGUUCUCGCAAGUCAGCGACUAAAUAGUGUUCGUUCGAUCAUCGACUCCGAGUUCUUCAACUCUAAAAGUGUAGUGGAGGCAAACGGCCAAACCUAAUCACUCGACCGGCGACCCAAAUUCGGCAACACCGUCUUUCUGUAUCGCCGAACCAACAAGCAUGGACCAGGAUGCUUUCAGGCGUUUGCUUCACGGUUCGCCAAGUACUCCCAAGCAAUCAACCCCCAUUGCUGCAGACAGGCCAAACAAGAAGGCCGUGUCCGCGAAACCAUCAGAACCAGCUUUCAAGCCCAGGAAGAAAUACCGAGACCGCGCGUCGGAGAGGCGAGCCGGCGUUUCGAAUGAUUACGCUGAAGCCGAAGCCAUAUUAGAAGACUUCGAAAAGCGGGCCUCGCGUGAGGGGAAAGACGUUAUCGAAGAGCAACGUAAAUACUUGGGGGGAGAUAGCCAGCACACUAUACUGGUGAAAGGCUUGGAUGUGUCUCUUCUGGAGCAAAAUAAAGCCCGAGCAGCAGCAUCCACCGAGGAGGACGAUGUACUGGAACAGGCUUUUGUAGAGGCCACCGGCCAAGUGACAGAACCAGUGACCGAGUCAAAGAAGCGAACACGGGAGGAGAUCAUCCGCGAACUUCAAAGCCAAGCGACAGAAUGUUCCAGCGUCAAAACGAUUGAAGAAGAGAGAUUGGCUCUUGAGGCAGCCAAACAGUCGGGCAAGUUUAAACCAAUAGGGUUCAAGCCCAUCGGACAAGAGGAGAAGCCGAAAAAGAGAAAAGUAAAAAGCGACAAAAAUGGAGAAAAGAAGAAAAGACGGAAAACUGGACAAGAACCAGAUGCGGUCGCGGACAAACCUCCGAGCGCAGAAGAAAGGCCCAAGUUGCCCCAGGAACCAGAGCCAGAGCCACUUGACGAGGAUUUCGACAUCUUCGCUGGCGCCGGCGACUAUCAGGGUAUUCCCGAUGAUGACGAGGAUAGUGAAGGCAAUGGCGACGUUACAACUCACUCCGCCGAUUUAACUUCGAAACCCCCUGAAGAACUGUCCCGUCCGGCGCAACCUGUCAGAGGAGGGUGGUUCGGCGACGCCGAGCACGAACCUACACCGCCUCCGGCUAUGCAUGCGUCCGUGCCCAAGUCUCCGCCAGAAGAGAAGGUCGAGGAAGAAGAGGAAGGGGGGCGGCUCAAGGGUUUCGAAUCAUCUGCUCUACCCUCUAUACAGGCGGCAGACAAGGCAGAGAAACGGAGGGCGCGCAAAGAGAAGAAGAAAAAGAAAAAGAAGGGCGGAGACGACGACGACUGA
Messenger RNA from Pisolithus orientalis, 1387 nucleotides. RefSeq names its product RED-like protein N-terminal region-domain-containing protein. Gene Ontology annotation, cellular component: nucleus. The transcript is spliced from 11 exons. Gene Ontology annotation, biological process: mRNA splicing, via spliceosome. Bases 254 to 1387 code for a protein of 377 amino acids. The record is from RefSeq and is a predicted model, not a curated record. Lineage: Eukaryota; Fungi; Basidiomycota; Agaricomycetes; Boletales; Pisolithaceae.